This is a messenger RNA of Sinocyclocheilus rhinocerous, 2410 nucleotides long. Its product is annotated as protein CBFA2T2-like. Lineage: Eukaryota; Metazoa; Chordata; Actinopteri; Cypriniformes; Cyprinidae. Gene Ontology annotation, biological process: DNA-templated transcription; negative regulation of DNA-templated transcription. The transcript is spliced from 12 exons. Gene Ontology annotation, cellular component: nucleus. The record is from RefSeq and is a predicted model, not a curated record. Gene Ontology annotation, molecular function: transcription corepressor activity. Bases 108 to 1805 code for a protein of 565 amino acids.
CACACACACACACACACACACAGAGGUCCGUGGAUCUAUUCGUGAAGAACUACAAAGCACAGACACACAGCGAGCGGCUCGAGUCUGUCAGCGCGAGGAGAGUCACAAUGGUCGGGAUUCCGGGCGCGUUUCAAUACAGCGCAGAGAAGAACGUUCCUGCCAUGCCAGGUUCCCCAGUGGAUGGAAAGACUCAUUCCAGACCAACCGUCUCCGUCAUGCCCCCUCUACCCUCCGUCAACCCCAGCGGACCUCGACCGGCAGCCUUCUCCACCACAGCAUUGACUAAUGGGAUCAAUCAUUCCCCGCCGAUGCUCAACGCCAUUCCCUCGCCGCCUCAGCGCUACAGCAACGGCCCUUCAUCAUCAUCUUCCUCCUCUCUGGCCAAUCAGCAGCUUCCAGCCACCUGCGGCGCGCGACAGCUGAGCAAACUCAAGCGCUUCCUCACAACACUGCAGCAGUUCGGCAACGACAUCUCGCCCGAGAUCGGAGAGAGCGUCCGAAACCUGGUGCUGGCGCUGGUGAACUCCACCGUCACCAUUGAAGAGUUUCACUCCAGACUGCAAGAAGCUACAAACUUCCCCCUGAGGCCCUUCGUCAUUCCCUUCCUGAAGGCGAACCUGCCGUUACUGCAGAGGGAGCUGUUGCACUGCGCUCGAGCCGCCAAACAGACUCCAGCGCAGUAUCUGGUCACAUAUAAAGAUGGAUUUGUUUCCUAUUUAUUUUUUAUGAUUUACUCCAGAAGUAAAGAGAAUGGUUUCCACGAGCGUCCUCCCGCCUCCCUGGAGCCUCCUGCCAAGCGAAUCUGCACCAUUAGCCCCGCCCCCAGACACAGCCCCGCCCACCCGCUGCAGCUCCCCGCCCAGAUGCACCCGACUCCGCCCCCUCUGCAGCACUACGCGCUGGAUGACAUCAGCACACCUCACCUGUACAGAGAACCGCAGCGGGUCCCGGAGCUGAGGGAGCUGAAGGAGCGGCCGCGGCUGACAGGCAGUAAUGGAGGCUUCCGUGAGGAACCUGUAGACCACAGACUGACAGACAGAGAGUGGGCUGAAGAAUGGAGACAUCUGGAUCACGUGCUGAACUGCAUUGUGGACAUGGUGGAGAAGACGCGGCGUUCGGUGAGCGUUCUGCGGCGCUGUCAGGAGUCCGACCGCGAGGAGCUCAAUUACUGGCGGCGACGCUCAAACCCACACGACGAGGGACGCAAGAACGGAUCGGCCGCAGGGAACGCCCCGUUCAGCAAGACACACAGCCCUCUGUCAGCAGAGGGAGUCAACGCAGACUCUCAGAGGAAUCUUCCCCUGCGCGCCGGCUCUGGCUACGUGCCUGAUGAGAUAUGGAGGAAAGCCGAGGAAGCGGUGAACGAGGUGAAGCGUCAGGCGAUGGACGAGGUGCAGAAGGCCGUCGCCGAGGCCGAGCAGAAAGCCUUCGAGAUGAUCACCGCCGAGAGAGCCAAGAUGGAGAAAACCCUCGCCGAGGCCAAGAGGAAAGCCACCGAAGACGCCAUACAGGUCAUCAACGAGCAGGAAGACUCCAGCGAGUGCUGCUGGAACUGCGGUCGGAAGGCGAGCGAGACGUGCAGCGGCUGUAAUGCGGCGCGUUACUGCGGCUCCUUCUGUCAGCACAAGGACUGGGAGCGACACCAUCUCAUCUGCAGCCCGGGGCUCCAGGCGCAGCCCAAAUCCAUGCCACGCGUCCUGGCCAAAGCUCCGGAGAGCGGCCCGGUCCCGAGUCCAGGCCUGGAGAAAACCUCCAGAGCAUCCACACCAGCGUCCUCCUCCACGCCAGACACCAGCGGACACUGAGAGCCAAGGACUCAAUGAAAGAGGAGUUUAACUGCUGGAUGUGACAGAAGCUGGACAGUCACACACACUUUUCCAGUUCAUGGACAGGAGGACGUGUUUUUGGCACCGCUCUGCGUGACUCAGCUUGCUUUUUUGGUGCAAAUGUGAUCUGUUUUACCCGCACAAACUGUUGUCAGUGUUUCGUGAGCGUUUGUUUGUUUGUGUGUGUGUGAUUGUGUCUGUAAAUACAAUAUCAGAGCAAUAUAAAAGUGAUGGAUUCACCAAAGCUGUCAAUGCUGUGACCUGUUCAUUAUUAUCUGACAGUGUUAUCAGAGUUGCCAUAGAGAAUGUGUGUGUGUGUUAACCGUGGAAAACAAACCCUGGUCUGAAGGGACCAGUUUUGAUCAGGGUCCAGAUGUACGAUCAUCAGCUUCUGGUACAGAUUAAUCCACCAAACCAGGUCUUGAGCUGGUCUGUUUGUAUCCACAUGCAAAGCUCUGCGAUCUCAGGAGGAUGUUAUAUGUAUAUACUUUUAUUUUUGUUCCACUUGUAGAGUCGAGGCGGUUCCUUUUCUUUGAUUUCCACGUUGACGUCUUCAGCUACCUUCGUUUCGUUCAGUACACCAC